GGGGUUGACCGGGCGUCUUGUGGGUGAGCUACCGGCCCAUCUCUCACACGCUCAAUAGCGUUGAAUUCUUUAAUAAAAUCAUGCACCUUUGAUGCCUCUUCCCCCUCCGCCCUCCUUCCACAAAAAUAACCCCAUGCAAUUGCAACACCAUUCCCUUCUUUCAUACGUGUAUAUAAAUAAAACACUUAGUUGGGUCUCAAAUAUUAGAAAAGUAACCCAAACAAACGUUAAUGGGCUCCUAAGCUCCUUUGUUUUUCUUCAAAACCUCUAAAAGAUUAGCCAACCUACUAGAACUCUUAAAGAGAGUGGCAGCAGCACACAAUCCUCGUCUUUUUACAUCCCAUCUCUCUCUCUCUCUCUCCAUUUUUUUUUUCUAUCGUUUCUACCUUGCAUUAAAACCUUUUUUUCUUUCCUGCUCUCGGAGAAUAUAAAUUCAAAACAAACCAGAAGAUGGGUAGGAUUCCAUGUUGUGAGAAGGACAAUGUCAAAAGGGGACAGUGGACACCGGAAGAAGACAACAAGCUCUCUUCCUACAUUGCCCAACACGGCACUCGUAACUGGCGUCUCAUCCCCAAGAAUGCUGGUCUUCAAAGAUGCGGGAAGAGCUGCAGACUAAGGUGGACUAAUUAUCUUCGUCCUGAUCUAAAGCAUGGCCAAUUCACCGAUGCAGAAGAGCAAACCAUAGUGAAGCUUCAUUCCGUUGUUGGCAACCGAUGGUCCCUAAUCGCAGCUCAGCUGGCUGGCCGCACAGACAACGAUGUAAAAAAUCACUGGAACACCAAGCUCAAAAAGAAACUUUCGGGCAUGGGUAUUGAUCCCGUCACCCACAAGCCCUUUUCCCACCUCAUGGCUGAAAUUGCCACCACACUGGCACCCCCUCAGGUGGCUCACCUUGCAGAAGCAGCCCUUGGCUGCUUUAAAGACGAAAUGCUCCACCUCCUUACCAAGAACCGCAUUGACUUCCAGAUCCAACCUCAUCCCCCCAGUACUAGUACUACUACUGCAGCGCCACAUGCAUCUGCUUAUAAUAUUAAUAUCAACGGUAAGCAUGAUGAAAAAGAAGACACCAUCGAGAAGAUCAAGCUCGGUAUAUCAAGGGCUAUACAAGAACGUCCUCAUGACAAUAUGCUACCAUCAAACAAGCCAUGGGACUCUUCAACUGCAAAUUUUGCAGGGGCCUGCAGUACUACUGCUUUCCCUGCUUCUAUCUCUGGAGGAUAUCAUCAUCAGUAUGGCCCACCAUCAUCUUUUGCAAAUGAUGGGAACCGAUCGCCAUGGAGCCAGAUCAGUAUCUGUACAGGAAGCACGUGCAAUGCAGGGGACCAGCAUGUUCGGUUGCAUGAAAAACUAGAGGGAGGAAUUAUUAAUGGAGGAGAGGAUUCUGAGGGGGGAAAAGAAAUCAGAAAUGGAACCAGCAGUAUGUUCGCUUCAGAUUGUGUCUUGUGGGAUUUACCAUCCGAUCAUGACCUAAUGAAAUAUCCAAUCGUUUAACAAAGUGUGUACGCACGAUGCAACAGACGAGGCAGAAGAAGGCUGCAGGAACUAAUCCUGGCCUACUUCAAUAUUGGUUAUGGCAAAGAAUAAUAUAUAAAGAAAAAAUAAAAAAAUAAAAUGUAAAUUAAUAAAGCUCAUUCCAUAAAAUUAGCCUUUUUUCUGUUACUAGGAAUACCAUGUUGAUUAAGCAAAAUAUGAUGACGAUCGAAGAGGAUACAUCAGAAUAAUUUCAGAUCAAUAUUGGUUUUCUUGGAGGAGUAAUAUUUCUAUUUUGUAUUUCUAUGCAGCUACGUAUGCCAAACAGGCCGUGUGUGUAUCAUAUAGAUCUGCACGUACGGUUUUACCGGACCUCA
Molecule: messenger RNA, 1847 nt
Organism: Carya illinoinensis
Lineage: Eukaryota; Viridiplantae; Streptophyta; Magnoliopsida; Fagales; Juglandaceae
Product: transcription factor MYB80
Exons: 3
Coding region: 451-1491 (346 amino acids)
Source: RefSeq, a predicted model, not a curated record